Durusdinium trenchii is the source of this 558-nucleotide messenger RNA. NCBI's taxonomy places the organism in Eukaryota, Dinophyceae, Suessiales, Symbiodiniaceae. The record is from the annotation of a GenBank genome assembly.
AUGGAAGGUCGUUUGGACGUUUGUCGCCGACUGGUAGCUGCUGGUGCCAACCCUUUGUGUGAGGACGAGCGCGGCUGGACUCCCAUAUUCUGCGCUGAGCAAGCUGGUGAGAAUGAGGUGUUGGAGCUUCUAUGCGCAUGCACGGAAAAGGCUGACCAGCUUCUGAAGGAGAAGCAAGGAUUGCCCCCAAUUCCACCAGUGAUUGCGGCGAGUGUGGAAGCGGUAGAGAACUACGGAUGGCAGGCGAUGCACGGCGGGCAAAAUGACUGGACUGCUCUCCAUUGGGCAGCUGCUGAGGGUCGACAAGUCCUGUGCGCUCGAUUGCUGCGAGACAAUGCAGAUCCAGCGCAAGCAGAUGACACUGGCAAGAGCGCCUUAGACUAUGCCCGGGAAUCUGGCCACCAAAGUACUUGGUUGCUUUUGUGGCAGGUACACCAGGAGCAAAUGUCCAAGGGCAAGUCCUCCACGAAGGAACUUGCACCGACUUCUUGGCCGAAAUUGCCCACCCAAUCCUAUGCUUCCUACCCGCAAUCGUUGCUACUGCCAUCGAAGCCUUGA